AUGAUUGAGCUUACAGUUGGUCAUGUCUCCGGUAUCAUCGCCGCCGGAGUCUUUGUGCUUCAAUUCUUUGUCCCAACCGCCUCUACACUCAUUUUAGCUGGCCUUCUCGGAGAAAAUAACUCUCUGGCAUCUUGGACUCAAAUCGGGAGGGCGUUACAUUCCUCGCACUGGACAUGGCUUCUCGGUGCGGACUCUGCUACGACUCGCGCAGUCAGUCGCGCCGUACGGAUGGAGGCAAUCAUACGCCCCUUAAUAAAGCUUACCAUUGCUAUCGCCGCUAUUGUUACUCCCCUUGGUUUAUACGACGCGGUUGUGCCUGGGACAGCCAACGUCCCCCAGCCAUUCCAAUACCGAAAAGAUCCUUCGCCGUUUGGGAUUGGAACUCCACCCCGUUCAAAUCUAGGUUUUAACCGGCAAUGUGGUUCUCCUUUGCCUGUUGUUUGCCCAGGCUCGCAGACUGUUAUCAAUAGGUCACAAACGGAAAGUAAUAUUACGGUCGAGUUGCCCAACUCUUAUGAUAUUAAGAUCCCGAGCAAUUUGACGGAAAUGUUUGAAAGCGGCCUCGAGUUCAUGCCUCCAACUAUGUCGAGCCUCUUUGACAUUCAAUGGAGAUCAUAUGGCAUCAACUUCGAUGAGGACUACAACAAUGGGUCCCAAUUUCUGGUGGGAUCAUAUAGGCAAAUGGAUAGCUUACUCCUCAAAGAUGGUUACCACGCCGUUGAAGGAUUGAUCGUGGAUAAUAAGAAUGGAGGCAUCGGCUUCCGAAAUCAUACAACGCCCGCGCCCCUCAAGUACGGUGGAUUAUGGUCCGAAGAUUUACUUUUUAUCGAACCUUCUACGCAGUGCGUUGAUACCAAUAUUACGGUUGACUUCACUAUUCCGGACUCUAGCAGCAACGGCACUAUGGGCGAUAUCAAGCUGGUAGAUCUGGGGGGCUUUCAUAAGCUCAACACCACCUAUCCUCAAUUUGACCUGAAAGAACCUGCAAAAAACCCCGACCUCUACAGCAGAGCAUACAAGGCCGCUUAUCUUUUUAAUGCAUAUACUAUGCUGCUUUUGAAUGUCUCAAAUCCGCGAACACCAACGAUGGAACCCUGGUCCUAUAUGAACUCCAACCAAGGAAAGGCUUUCCCUGUGGACGUCUUUUUCCCUGAUCUUCAACCUUCCCAGGUGGGGGCGAAAAUAGAUUGGAAAAUAUGGCACGGUGUGCCAUAUAGUCCCGGCAGUAAUUUGACUACCUCUGACUUCGAGUACCCGAAUCCGUACAAAGUCACGGGCAGGAAUUUCACUUCCAUCAGGACCAUUUGCCAAGGCGCCGGCGAUGCAGAUAUCGCCGAUAUCGAUAGAGUGGGAGUCGGUUGCGGAUUGUUCCUUGGUGCUGCCCGACCCGCUGAUGGGAAGGCCUCACUUGUGGCUGUGCCAAAAUCGCGAUGGACUAUGCCACUCUACAGCUGUGCCUCUUCUACAAGAGCCGUAGUGAAGACCGUUGAUUUCCGGUAUAAUGGCACAGAUGGCUUGAGAAGUCUCUCUGUUCUUGAUAUUCGGGACAAGAUUUACAAACAAAAUAGCGACAAACCUUUGUGGGGAGUCGAGCGUACGAACCUGACGAUUGGUGGCACCAGUGCCCUGUGGGGAUUAGUUUCGGAUCGUUACAAAAACCGCGACGAUGUUUCCGUUAUCCAAAAUGAAGAACUCUGGCUUCCUGGGUAUACCGGAUCGGUCAACACCCCGACUAGGUCAUGGAUGAAUUUGCCCGGUGUUAGUUUCCAUAUGGAUAUAAUGGGGUCGGUAUACACAAUGAGCGAAGAUCCGCCCCUUAACACACUCCCGGAUUAUACUGGCAGAUCCAACCUUGCCCAUGUUCGCAAGAUGGCAAGAAUUAUCCAAAACGUGCGAACAGUACGGCGUCUAUCAUCAAUCAGAUAUGGACUGACAUUGCCGCCAACGCUGUUCUGGGGACAAAGGGCUGGACGAACCGAGAAAGCGGGUCCACUUUAG
Uncinocarpus reesii 1704 is the source of this 1998-nucleotide messenger RNA. RefSeq lists its product as uncharacterized. The record is from RefSeq and is a predicted model, not a curated record. The transcript is spliced from 4 exons. The coding region runs from base 1 to 1998 and encodes 665 amino acids. NCBI's taxonomy places the organism in Eukaryota, Fungi, Ascomycota, Eurotiomycetes, Onygenales, Onygenaceae.